This is a messenger RNA of Actinia tenebrosa (Australian red waratah sea anemone), 822 nucleotides long. RefSeq lists its product as uncharacterized. Gene Ontology annotation, molecular function: calcium ion binding; protein binding. Gene Ontology annotation, biological process: cell-matrix adhesion. Gene Ontology annotation, cellular component: membrane. Lineage: Eukaryota; Metazoa; Cnidaria; Anthozoa; Actiniaria; Actiniidae. The record is from RefSeq and is a predicted model, not a curated record.
GUCAGAUUAAUAAUUGCAUGAUCCUAAUGCAAAGGAAGAGCGAUGAAGAGGGCUCUAUACUUUCUUUUUGUGGCUUUUCGGCUGCUAUACUGUGAAGGCAGCAUACGCCUGUCUGGUGGAAAAUCCCCCAACGAAGGGCGUGUAGAAAUCUUGUACAAUGGAACAUGGGGAACAGUCUGUGAUGACAGUUGGGAUCUCAACGAUGCUAAUGUUGUGUGUCGUUCUCUGGGACUCCCAAAUGCAGCAAGCUCUCUAUGCUGUGCAGCGUUUGGUAAAGGCAGUGGUCCAAUACUUCUCGAUAAUGUCCAUUGUCAGGGACACGAAGAAUCACUUUUUCAUUGCCAACACAACGGGUGGCGUUCUCAUAAUUGUGGUCACGGAGAGGAUGCUGGUGUGGUGUGUGGCAAGCCAAAGAUCUAUACGGUUCGAACAAAUAACCUGUCAGGAGUAAUCGAAAGUCCAGGUUACCCACAGUACAUGAGGCAGGUGAACUACCAGUGGACGUUUUCAAAUUCCGUCGCCAAUGCACAAGUGGCUGUGUACUUCGACAACAUUGAUUUAAGACGAUAUCAUGGCGGAAUGAGCAAGAUAACCGUUGUAGAUUCAAGGAACACUAGUUUUCUUAGUGUGCAAAACCAGAGGCACCAUCCAGUUGGGUUUUUGAUAACCAACCCUCCAUUGAUGAUCAGUUUCUAUUCUUCAUAUCAAUCAAGAAUUGGCCAUAGUGGCAAUGGCAUUCGUAUGCGAUAUUUUGUCUUCAGUGGAUCGGAUAAACAAAGUAGGUAGAUAAAAGAUAAAACUGCUUUUAUUUCCUUUCUAGAG